AUGGAUGCUAUUGUCAGAAAAGCGAUCGAGACUCCUGUUCCCAUGGAUGAUGACCUCGACAAACCUCCCGAAGGGGGUUAUGGGCCCAUCCGGCGAAAAGGUGAGGCCUCUGAUGGCAUUGUCUUUCAGCCAGCCGAAGUUGAGGAUGUGGUGAUCGAAGCUGUGGAUGAGAAGGAGGAGGGAGACGGAGACAUGCCGUACAGCAAGCCGCAGUUUCCUGCUCUCACACCGAAGCAGCAGGGCGUAAAAAAGCAGAUGCGUCGCGUUCCAGUACCUCCGCACAGGAUGACGCCGCUCAAGGCCGCCUGGGUCCAACUUAUUGAUCCCAUUGUGGAGCACAUGAAACUUCAGGUCAGGAUGAACACAAAGCGGCGAGCUGUUGAGAUCAGAAAUUCAGAGCACACGCCUGACAUUGGCUAUUUGCAGAAAGCAGCAGACUAUAUGAAAGCCUUCAUGCUGGGCUUUGACCAAGCUGAUGCAGUUGCGCUUCUUCGCCUGGACGAUUUGUUCAUCCAGUCCUUCGAGGUGAAGGAUGUGAAGCGUUUGCAGGGUGACCACCUCUCCCGGUGUAUUGGCCGUAUUGCGGGCAAGGAUGGAAAAACCAAGUACGCAAUAGAAAAUGCUACUCGCACGCGCAUUUCUUUGUGUGAAGACAAGAUCCACAUCCUGGGCUCGUUUGCAAACAUCCGAUUAGCGCGGGACUCUAUUUGCAACUUGAUCCUGGGCAGUGCUCCUGGGAAGGUUUACACCAAGCUUCGAACUGUCUCAAAGCGUUUGCAGGAGCGGAUUUGA
Messenger RNA from Durusdinium trenchii, 792 nucleotides. NCBI's taxonomy places the organism in Eukaryota, Dinophyceae, Suessiales, Symbiodiniaceae. The record is from the annotation of a GenBank genome assembly.